AUGGGUUCUUGUACCAGCAUUGUUGCCAGUCAUACGAACGAGUUGGGCGAUGUGGUCCGAAGGCGGGCGAAGAAGAUCCUGGCUCCUACUUCUCACUCUUUACCAUCGGCCCCCAGGCUAUCUCCGAAGAAGAGGUUCAAGACUCUGAUAAAGAAGAAAAAACAAAAAUCCCUCGAAAAGGCAGAACGUCUCUUCCGAAAAUCAAAUUCAACAUUCGACGACACUUCCAAAAUAGAUCACCUGCGUGCAACAGAUUAUCCCACUCUUGACGGAGAGGGCCACAUCUAUUUGGACUAUACAGGUGGAGGACUUUAUGCAGACUCUCAGCUGCGAGCACAUCAUGAGCUCCUCGCCCGCAAUAUUUUUGGGAAUCCGCACUCCCUCAACCCAACUUCUAGCGCCAUCACGGAGCUGGACGAGCAGGCUCGAGCACGAGUCCUAUCUUUCUUCAAUGCAUCCCCUGACGAGUAUGCCGUUGUCUUCACACAUAACGCAUCUGCCGCUAUGAAAUUGGUGGGUGAAUCAUAUCCCUUCUGCCCAGGUGCAGAAGUCAUAUUGCUAUGGGACAACCAUAAUUCUGCGCAUGGGAUUCGUGAAUAUGCUCGCUCCAAAGGUGCCACCAUCUCAUAUAUUCCAGUGUCGUCGGAUGAGCUGCGCGCGGACGAGUCAGUGGUCGAAAACGCCCUUCUUCCCAAAGAUGAGAAAAUUAGCAAUUCCCGCCUAUUUAUCUAUCCUGCCCAGUCAAACUUCUCAGGUAUCCAACAUCCACUCGAGUGGAUUGACAAGGCCCACGAACAGGGGUGCCAUGUUAUGCUCGAUGCUGCUGCUUUUGUUCCGACUAACCGCUUGGACCUCUCUCGCUGGCAUCCUGAUUUUGUACCCGUAUCCUUCUACAAGAUGUUUGGAUAUCCAACCGGUGCGGGGUGUCUAAUUGCUCGCAGGGAGGCAUUGGCACAUUUGAAAAGGCCAUGGUUUGCUGGCGGCACUGUCUGGGGUAGCUCUGUUCAGGCCGACGGGCACGUCCUCUUGGAGGGCCACGAAGCUUUUGAGGAUGGUACAAUCAACUACCUGAACCUCCCAGCCGUGCACAUCGGCCUCAACCAUCUAGCGAGAAUUGGAAUGGAGACUAUCCAUGAGCGUGUUGUGUGUUUAACAGAUUGGGUGAUAAAAGAGAUGCUUGCCCUCCGCCACUCUAACGGUGUUGCGGUCGUCAGGCUCUACGGAGCGCCCAACACACAUCGACGUGGCGGAACCAUAACAUUCAAUUUCAUAACACCCGCGGGUGAAGUGGUCGAUGAGCGUAUCGUCGAGAAACUUUCUUCUGCUGUUAAUAUUUCCUUGCGCACGGGCUGCUUCUGCAAUCCUGGUGCCGGAGAAGCUGCCCUCCGUCUCACCCAGAAGGUUCUUGUCAACGCGUUCAAUGGCGAGGCAGAAAUGGAGAUGCAUAGUGGUCACAAGAAAGCCUGGGACGACUUCUUGGACGAUAUGGGACUACCCUCUGGCGGGGGUAUCCGCAUCUCGCUUGGGCUCAUGUCCAACUUCGCCGAUGUUUAUCGAUUCGUUCAAUUCGCCCACACCUUCAUCGACACCGUUCCAGUGGUUGAGAAACUUGCUCCACGGUUGCAUUGCUAA
Messenger RNA from Histoplasma capsulatum G186AR, 1632 nucleotides. RefSeq names its product cysteine desulfurase. The transcript has a single exon. Bases 1 to 1632 code for a protein of 543 amino acids. The record is from RefSeq and is a predicted model, not a curated record. NCBI's taxonomy places the organism in Eukaryota, Fungi, Ascomycota, Eurotiomycetes, Onygenales, Ajellomycetaceae.